This is a messenger RNA of Bicyclus anynana (squinting bush brown), 1341 nucleotides long. It is a transcript of the gene Srp14, whose product is annotated as signal recognition particle 14 kDa protein. The record is from RefSeq and is a predicted model, not a curated record. Gene Ontology annotation, biological process: SRP-dependent cotranslational protein targeting to membrane. Gene Ontology annotation, molecular function: 7S RNA binding; endoplasmic reticulum signal sequence receptor activity. Gene Ontology annotation, cellular component: signal recognition particle, endoplasmic reticulum targeting. Lineage: Eukaryota; Metazoa; Arthropoda; Insecta; Lepidoptera; Nymphalidae. Bases 198 to 521 code for a protein of 107 amino acids. The transcript has 3 exons.
AACAAGUCGUCAACGUGUAUUUUUGCGUGGAGCCGUCAGCCGUACGAAAGAAUUAUUUUCUAGUUUUAAAAUGACAAUUUUAGAGUUUUAAAAUGAGUGAAAAGUAAUGAAUUUUAUCGUAACAAGUGUUUAAGUUUAUUGGACUGUAAAUAGCAUUUGUAAUGGUAUUCUAAAACUGGAUUUCACAAGUCAAAAUCAUGGUUUUGUUAGGAAAUGAAGAGUUCUUGACAGAGUUAUCGAAGCUAUUCCAAAAGGCUCGAACAUCGGGAUCUGUAACUAUGACUAUGAAAAGAUAUGAUGGUAGAACGAAACCUCAUCCACGGGAUGGCACACCAGCAGUCAAAGACCCAGAGUACAAAUGUCUUGUGAGAGCACAAUCCCGGAGCAAAAAAAUAUCAACAGUCAUAGAGCAGGGAGAUGUGGAAAAGUUCACUAUGGCCUACUCAAAUCUAUUGAAAACUAGUGUCAAUGGGCUCAAACGUUUAAAGAAGCCUAAGAAAAAGGCAAUGGCUGCUCAGUAAUGUUAUCUAUGGUCAAUAUAAGAGACUGAAGCAAUAUAAUUAGUAUUUAUAUGAUGUGAAGUGUUGUGAGUGUUACAGAUUGUGUCAAAUAUUUAGUAUACAUAGAUUUCAAGUAAGCCUACAAAAUUCAUAGUAAGCAGGUCCUUUAAAACUCGAAUUUGUACUGAAUGGUUUUAGCAGCAGAAACUGCUGGCUGUACCCAGAGUUUCUUUUCAUCCUAUCAUUAAUUUUUAAAUAAUGUCUAAUGUCUAUUGUUAUUGAUUCUUUCCCUACUAUAUCUGCUUUAAGGUUAUAAACUGAUAAUGAAAUUUGUUUCAUAAUAACUUACAAAUGUAAAAAGGCAAUGAAAUUACUUUUUUACUUCUGGUAACACUGGUAACACUGUGGUAAUUAGAUGUUUGACACAACCUGUGCAGUUAAAUCUGUGUGCGUCAAGUUCCAUUGAAGUGUGCUCUUCGCUCUGUGAGAUGAAGAGUUGGAGUCUUGUAUGUAACUGGUGAUGACCGACUGAUGCUUUGAAAUUUUACAUCUAGCAACAUUUAUGUCAAGAAUCUAUGGUUGCCAUUUUUGUGGCAAGAUGAUUAAUUUGAUGAAUUUAGACCUAAAUACAAUGAGUUAUUUAUUUUAUUUUUUUAUAUAAUGAUUAUUAGGUCUUGUUUUCUCUGUUGAAGGGUUUCAAGAUUCAGUUGCAUGUAAAUAUCCAACAAAAUAAAUGAGUGUUGCUAGAUGUGAAACAUGCUUCUACUGGUCUAACUGUCCAUGCACCACAUUUUUUAUAUAAAGUAAAUACAUUUUAUCAAAUAAAUACUACUGGUUCUUA